AUGAAUUAUAAGCAUUUAGAGAGAAACCACAAAGAAACAAAGAAAAAAAAGAAUGAACAAAGAAGUACAACAAAUGAAAAAGAAAAAGAUGAGAAUAAACAUGGUGAAAAUUCAAAUUACGACCAUAAUGAUCUGGAAAUGAAAGUGGAACAGAAUGAUUCAAUGAGUAGAAAAAAAAGAAUUGCAAAGGAUACUCUUUGGAAUAUUGAAAAUUUUAAAGAGGCUGAAGAAAAUGUUAUGUGUUCUAAUAAAUUUGCUAUAAAUGAUAUAUCAGAUGAUAAUAUGAAUGAUAAGGAGAAAAUCAUUUUUGACCAUUUUGGAAAUAUGGAAAGAAAAAAAUAUCUCAUUGGAGCACAAAAAAGAAGAGGAAAUGAUACGUACAAAAACAGAGUGAAUGAUAAUAAAUAUAACCAAAUAACAGGAUUGAAUUUAUCAAAUUAUCUAUUAGUACCAGAUGAAAUAAGACAUAAAUAUACAAAAACGUACUUAUUUCAAAUAUCAAAAAGGUUACUUGUAAUGAAAAAACCAUGGAGAUUACCGAAAAAUGUAGAAUUACAAAUUAAUAAUGUAUACCAUUUGUCUAAUUACAUAAAAGUAUUAGAAAGAAUUUCAAGUGAAUAUUUAAAUGAUCCUCCAAUAAAUUAUUAUUUUAGAGGAUUAGAAUUAUAUAAUAAAAAUGUAUUUGCAAAUAUAGAUUAUUUAUUAAAAAAAGUAGAUAUUAAAAAAAAUCCAAAAAAUGUACAAUAUACAAAUUUAAUAAAAGUGAAUGAAUGUUAUUAUGAUUUAAGUACAUUUGGAAAAUCUCAGAAUACCAUAUUUUAUCAAUCCUAUGUCAUAUGGGAUAUACAUGGUAGUAGUUUAACAUUAGAACAAGAAUAUGAUAGUCUAUUUGAUUCUCAAAUUAUGGAUUAUAAUUUUGGAGAAAAGGAAUAUCCGAAUUUAAAAUAUAUUUUAAGUAUAUGUAGUUCUAUCUUAUUUUGGUUAAAUUUUAAUAAGAAGGAUAAUUUUGCAAUUAUAAAUUAUCAUAGAAGCAGCUCUUUCAUUUUGUUAAUUUUUUCAUGUGUCAUGUUAGUCCUUGAUAACUCAUUAUCAUUUGAUCAAAUUCAAGAAAUUUUGUACAAAUCAUCAAAAAUAAAUAAUAGUGACAAGGAGAAUGAAGAGGACAACAUGAAGAACACAGAUAUUUCUUCCAACUACUUUGGGAAUGAAUAUCAAAAUUAUUCGAAUAACGAAAAUUCAGAUACCAUGUUUAAUAUGUUGUGUAAGAAAAGCGGUGAGAGGGGUCUCUGCGGAAUAAGUGGAAAUACUAGUAGUUCAAAAAUUCCUAACAAUAAAAAAUAUAGAAAUAAUGAUGACGAGAAUAACUGCUUUUCAAAUGUUGUUUACACUAAUAAGAGGGAAGUUUCUGAUUCUGGUCAUAUUUACCGUUUUAACAAUUUCAUUAACUUGGAUGAUUCUAAUUUUAUGGACAAUUUAAAUAAAAAGGACAAUAUUUUUUCAAAAAAGGAGUAUGAUAAAGAUGAUAUUGAUCUCUGCAAUAAAAUGCAAAACCAUACGUUAAAUUUAGGAAGUAAAAGUGGAAUGUAUGAUAACGAAUUAGAUAAUUCCAAAAAUAAAAAGAGAACAAAAUUUUCAAAUUCUUGGGGUUUUGGGUUGACAAAUAGAGAAACAUGUAAAAAUGAGAAUAAAAUUAAAGAUCAUCAUUUCUGGAUUCCUUUUGAUUAUUGGAAAUCAUCUCAUAAGAGAUACUUUUUUUAUAUGUAUGAAUUAAUUAAAAAUAAAAACAAAAAAAUUGAAAAUAUUCCAUUUAAGUUAAAAAGCAUUAUUUUUAGUGACUAUGUGGUAUGCUCAGUUUCAGUAGAAGUUUAUGAAAUAAUAUAUAAAGACAAUAAGGAUUUGAAUUUGGAUCUUUCGUCAGAAUACGAAACUGAUAAAAGUAGCGAGAUACCAACGGAAGAAUGUCCAAUGGAUCGGGGUAUAAACGAGGGAUAUUCUGUUGAGGGGGAAGGAGAAGGAGAAGAGAAAGAAGUGGAGGAGGAAAGAAAACAACAAAGAAUACAUCAACAACUACUACAAAGACAAAGAUGUACUUCAUAUGGAGAAAAAGAAUCAAGGCAGAAAAUGUCACCAUUAGACGAUAUUUUAAUGGAUUUUGGAGACACUUAUACUCAUUGCAUUAAUGAAGUGCGUGAGGAAGAAGAUAAGGACAGAUGUUUUAAUAGAAAAAUAUCCAAUGAAAAAGGCGUUAUAAAUAAUAGAAAACAUUUUUACAUUGAUAAUAAUGCGAUGUAUUCUAAAAUUAUCAGUUGUCGCAACUCCCAAUCAGAACAAGAGGAACCAAGUAAUUUAAAUAUUUUGAACCAUGCACCUAGUACCCAUGAUGAUGAUGUAUCAUUCUUGGAAAAUAAUAAAAGAAAUGGUAAAAAACAGAACAUUAAUAAAUUAAGAGAUAAAAAUUAUUAUCGAACAACCAAAAGGGUAAAAAAUAAAAUUUCAAGAGCAUCAUCUGUUUAUAAUUUAAGUAACUGUUCAGAUACAUAUAAUGAAAAUAUAGAAAUAGAAUCAUUACAUUCAUUUAGUGUUAAUUCAGAUAUAAAUUAUAAAAAAAAUUUAGAAGAAAACAAAAAAGUAUCAAAUCAACAUGCUCAUACUACCUCUGGCAGUUCUAAUCAUAGUUUUAAUUUAAGACAUAAAAUGAAGCAAUUUGUUACUACAUUUUCACCUAGAUCCUUUUACUCAAAUUCAUCUGUUAAAUCGAAUUCAUUAGUAGAGCAUACACGAAAACAUAAAAAUGAGGAUAUUCAAUGCGGUAGAACUGUACAAAGGGGUGAGAAAAAAGGUGAUAUGUUUUUUAAUAGAAAAACAAAAACUGUGGAUUAUAAUGAAAACAAAGAUAGCGCUUACGUUGCAGAUAGGUGUAUGUCUAGCCAUAAGAUGAAGAAUAUUAGAGAAAUGUCAAAAAAGGAAGAAGAAGGACGGGAGGAGGAGGAGGAAGAAAAAGAAGAAAUAUCAGUCGGAGAAUUAGGAAACAAGAAAAAUAAUCAAAAAAAAGAAGAAAAAAAGUACAAUUUUUUAAGUAAAAAUAGGAAUAAAAGUAAAAAAAAAGCAGAAAAUAAAACAAAAGCUUCUUCACCUGCUAAAUCUGGUUAUGAAUAUUUUUUAAAAUGUAAUAAUUUAAGUUAUAAUAUUAUAUCAUCCUAUGAAAAAAAUAAGAAAAAAUAUGUAACAAUUGAUUUCACCCAUGAUGCAGAAGGAAAUACAAAAGAGCAUAUAAUAAGUGGUGAUAUUUUAAUAUUAAUUGGUCAUAAAAAUAUAGAAAAAUUUCAUAAAGGAUUUUCUAGUUCUUACUCAUUUCACUCAGGAUUCUUAAGAAAAGCUACUUCAGAAAUUAUACAUAUAAGAAAAGAUGAUAUGGAUAUAAAUAGUAACUAUGAAUGUUAUAUUCCAGAUAGUAUGAAAUUAUCCAUAGUUUUAGACUCAGCAACAAAGAAUGAAUGUAUGAAAGCAUAUAAAAAAAGUUUAAAAAUGAACAACAAAAUUGAAGAUUUGAAAGAGUUAAAAAUGUUUGAAAAAAAAAAACUGCUUUCAUCAAAUGGCGCAGAAAAUGGUAUUUUCAAUUUCUGUGAAAAUGAAUGUGAAUACUCCGCAUCUGAUGGGAAAAACCAUCUUUGGAGAAAAAUAGAUUCUGUGGAAAAAAUGAAAAGGAAGAAGAUGGAAAUACAAAAAGUUAAGGAUGAAGAUUACAAGGGUGGUAAGACCGAGUUCAAAAGGGAAGGGGGAAGAGGAGGAGGGGAAGAAAAAAAGGGGGUUGAAAAAUGGCGCAAUAAAAUAAUGAAGAAUAAGGAAAACGAAGGAGAGAAGGAAGCGGAGGAUGAGAAGGAAAAGAAUAAUGAAAAAGAAGAGGAAGAGGAAGAAGAGAAUGAGGGACAAGAAAAAAAAGAGGGGGAGGAAACACAGCAAAUACGUCAUCCGCACUCAGAAGGUCUACAUCACAAAAGAACAGAAAAGAAUGAACAACGACAUAACGUGGAUAUUAAUAAUAACAAAAAGAUUGAUUUUAACGCAAAAAUUAAUUAUAAUGGAUACUCAUUAUUUAGUGAAAAAGAGUCAAAAAUAAAAUAUAACACAAUAAAUAUAACUCAACUGUUAACGUCAUUAUUUGGUUUUAAACAUAGGCAAGAUAAAUAUUCUUUAAUGAAAAAACAAAAUAUGGGUCCUUUACUGCCAGUUAAAAGAUCGUAUUCAAAUUUAAUACCAUUAAAAGAUUAUUUGCAAAGACAGUAUGAAGUAAUUACAAAGCCAUCAGAAAGUUUGUAUAACUUCGUCAAAUAUCAUGUUCAAAAGGUUAAUUUUUCAUUAGUACAUUAUUUAAAAAAUAUAACUUAUUUAUCAAAUUUAAAAAUAUAUUUUUCUCUAAAAGUGUGUAAUAAUGAUUUAAAUAAGUCAUUAAAUUUUAUUGUAUCUAUAUGGGGAGUCAAAAUGUUAAAAAGAAAAUGUUGUACCAAUUACAAAACACCAUUAAAUAAAUUUUCUCAAUAUGAUAACCAAUUUAAGAAAAUAAAAAGUGGGAUCUAUGAUGUUAGUAUAAAGUCUUCUUCCAAUUCUACUAAACAUGCAAAUGUUUUAGAAAGUCUAAGCGAAAUGGAGUGUUUGAGCCAUACAAAUGUUGAGAGCUACGAAAGAAUAAAUGAUAGUAUGAGUAAUUACCCGGAAGAUGUACAUAAUUUAUGGAAUGAAGCGCAUAGUGUUGUGUAUGAAGAUGUGAACGUUAAGGAAAUUAGUUCCUCGUUUAAUUUGGAGGGGGGGGUUCUAUCGAGCAGAGAGUGGGAAAAGGAGCUAAAGCAGUAUAAGGUGCGUGAAAUGGAAAUAAUUGAGAAAAGUGAAGUUGAGAGUAAGGUGAAAAGUGAGGCGAAAAGUGAGGCGAAAAAUGAGGAGAAAAAUAAGGAGAAAAGUGAAAAACAACAUGAUUAUAUAAACAAUAAGGAUUCUUCUGAAAUUAUUACAAAUAUAGACGGAAUAAAAAUUACCAAAUUAGAAAUUAACAAGGACUAUCAUAAACUGAGAAAGGAUGGCAGUACUGAAAAAAAAAAAGCGAAUUAUGUGGUAAAGAGUGAAAUGGAAAAAUACGACGAGCAUAAAGAAGAAAAAAUAGAAAAUAUUGGAAAUUUGAUAGAUGACAAAAGCAAGAUUAACACAGAAUUAAAAAUAGAGGAUCAAAUUAGUAAUAAUAAUGAAGUAUUAAAAAAAAUUGAGGAAAGUAAAUUUUUUUACGCAAAAUUACCAAGUGGAGAAUUAAUUAAACUAAAAGUAAAGGAUACCAUUGAUUUAAGUACGCAUGAUAGUAUGCCAUUAUUAUUUAUUGAAUCAAUUGAAGAUUCGGAACAACUCGCGCGUGCGUUGACUGUAAAGUUAAGUGAAGAUUUCAAUAAAAAUGAAAAUAUGAUCAGUAUGAAACAUAAAGGACAUGAAGAUUGCUUAAUUAAUGAUUUAGAAAAACUGUAUGAUCAAACAAGAAAUCAAAAAAAAAAUAGCAUAGAUACAACAUUAAGUAUUGAAAGUGAGAGUUCCACUAGUUUUAAGUAUUCUACUUCUUUCGUAGAUUCUUUCGCAACUUCUGCCAUAAAAUUUAAGGAAAAAGAGGUACAAAAAGAGGAAUUAACUAAAGCAGAUAAUGUUGUGUCGGGUGCAAAUACACCGACAAACGUAAGUGUAAAUGUUGGUAAUUGGAUUGAGCUAAAUAAAAUUGAUGCCAAUAAGGAAGAGGCGGGUAUAAUGGAGGCAAAACUGAUUGAAGUAAAACUUGCUGAGGGGAGUAUGAUGGAGGAGAAACAGAUUGAAGUUAAAGAAGCUAAGGGAACCUUAAUGGAGCAUAAACGGAUUGAGGUGAAACCUACUGAGGGGAGUAUGGUGGAGGAUAAAAGGAAUGAAUCUAAAAAAUUAGAAGGAAGUAUAGUGGAGCAUAAACGUAUUGAAACGAAUCAUGCUGAGGGUAGUGAAUGCAAACAGAUUAGCGAUAAACAAACAAAAUCUAAUAACGUAGAGGCAAUGCUUAAGAAAACAAAGGAAAAAAGACCACCACCACCACUACCUGCUUCACUACAAAAAAUAUCAGUACCAAAAGCGAAAAUUCAGAGCACGCCUGUUGAUAGUGAAAAAAAAGAUGGUAAUAACGAACUAGGGAUAUCGAAAAAAUGUGGAAAAAAAAUGCCUGCUCCUCCUCCGCUACCUGCAUUACAUUUAAGUAAAAAUAAGAUGGGAACAAAAUGCAAAGGUGCUUUAAAAAAAUGUCCCAUAAAAUUUUCUUUAAAAGGUUCAGGAAAAAUACAAGAAAAAAGACCUCUGGGAAUCAAGCUGCAUUGGCAAUUAUUACCUUCUCACAAAAUUGAAGGAACAGUUUUUUACGAAAUAAAAAAUGAAGAAACAAAAUACAACUUAAUUAAUACAAAAGCGGUGCAUAAGUUAUUUGCUCGGGUUAAAGCAGAAAAAAAAAUAGUAAAAAGAAGUACUGAAGAUAAAAAAAAAAAUAAUGAAGAAAAAUUAAUAACAGUUCUAGAUAGAACUAGAGCUCAAAACAUUGGAAUAUUAUUAAGAUUUCCCAUUAGUACUCAAGAAAUUGCUAAUAAGAUAAAUACAUUUAACCUUGAAAAUAUGAGUAUAGAUUUCUUACAAAAAGUGCUACAUAUAUUACCAACAAAAGAAGAAGGUGAGAGCAUUAUACAAAAAUUAGAAAUUGAAAAUAUUAAAGAAGAGAAAUUUAGGGAUGUUGAAAGAAAAUUGAUCCCUUUUGUUUAUUUAGAUAGAUGUCAGUGUAAAAUUGAAAUCUGCUUAUUUUCUUUGAAAUAUGAUAAAAUGAUUAAUGAAAUAAUUAAAGACUUAGAUAUUUAUGAUAAAGCUGUAAAGGAAGUAAGAUCAAGUGUGCGAUUAAGAGCUUUAUUAAAUGCAGUGUUGAAAUGGGGGAAUUAUGUUAACUAUGGUGUUAGUGAAAAUGAGGAUUUGGUUGCAUUAGGUUUUACUUUAUCCUCUGUUUUAAAACUAACUGAAUUUAAAUCUUCUUUAGAUAGUUCCAUAACCUCAUUGCAUUAUAUUACUGUUAGUUUAUGUAUGUACUUACCAGAAUUAAAUAUAAAUUGUUUAGAAAACGAUUUAGGUUCUGUUUUAAUUGCAUCUAAAAUGUCAUCAGAAGCUGUUGAUAUUCUUUUAAUGUCAUUAGAUAAAGAAAUAAAUUAUAUUAAAGUACAAUUAAAGUCUAGUUAUGAAGAAAUGUUUAAGGAAAAAAUGAAGGCUAUUUUGGAGGAUAGUGAAUCGAAAUAUCUUAAUAUUCAAAAAAGAUAUGAAGAAACAAAAAAAGCUGUACAUCUACUGGGAAUAUACUUAGGGGAAGAUAUUCCAAAAAAUAAUAAUCUAGAAAACAUUUUUAUUAUAUUAUCAUCUAUUGUUGAAAAUUUUACAAAAUGUUAUAAAGACAUUUUGUUAAAUCCGAAAAAGUUUUCCAUAAUGUUAAAUGAUCAAAAUAUGUUAGAUCAAUAUAAUAACAUAUUUAUUAAAAAAAAAAACAAAACAUCCAACAUUUCUAAAAAUUGCAAUACGACGAAUAAAUCAGCUAUAACAAAUGAAAAAUUUUUAAUAAAGGAACAAUCACAAGUUAAAGCAAAGGUUAGUAAAUCACUUAGUUUUAGCAAUGUUAAAAACAAUAAUAAUAAUAGCAAAAGCAAGUUUUUUCAACUUAGAACUCAAUUAUUACACGACAUACAAAAUAGAUCUCUUCAAAAAAAUACUACUUCAACUACUUCAAAUUCUAGGACUAGCGAAAAUGAACAGCCAAUUAAUCAAUUAAGUAGUAAAAAUGCAUUAAUAACAUUCAUAAAAAAUAAGGGGGAACUAAUGUUCUCAGAAAACAGCAAACAUUUGAUAGAAUCAUUUACCGAAAAUGGAACCGGAGGAGGCGGAAGACAAGUAGAAAACAUAUCUGCUAAAUUAAGAGAAGAAAAGUUUUUUGAUGAAAUUAAUGAAAAUGCAACUAUUGGGGGAAAAUUGGGUGAAAGUGUAAUUGUUGGAAACGAGGGAAGUUGUGACAUAAAUACGGGUAUUAAAACUGAAGGGGGUGUAAUAAAGGGUAAAAAUAUUAAUGACAAUAUAAACGUGGGUGAUAAAAUUAGUAGUAAUGAAAAAACAAAUAACAAAUUCGUUGAUGGCACAAAUGGAAGCAUGAGAACUAGUGAUUAA
Molecule: messenger RNA, 8223 nt
Organism: Plasmodium malariae
Lineage: Eukaryota; Apicomplexa; Aconoidasida; Haemosporida; Plasmodiidae
Product: formin 2, putative
Exons: 1
Coding region: 1-8223 (2740 amino acids)
Source: RefSeq, a predicted model, not a curated record